Molecule: messenger RNA, 417 nt
Organism: Myotis brandtii (Brandt's bat)
Lineage: Eukaryota; Metazoa; Chordata; Mammalia; Chiroptera; Vespertilionidae
Product: zinc finger protein 304
Exons: 4
Coding region: 25-417 (130 amino acids)
Biological process (GO): regulation of DNA-templated transcription
Source: RefSeq, a predicted model, not a curated record
GUACUGUCCCCAUUAUGACAGGAUAUGAACUUUGAGGACGUGGCCAUUGCCUUCUCUCAGGAGGAGUGGGGGCUCCUUGAUGAGGCUCAGAGACUUCUGUACUGCGAUGUGCUGCUGGAAGGGUUUGCACUGGUAUCAUCUGUAGGUUGUUGGCAUAAAUCGAAUGGGGUGGAGGCCUGUUCUGAGCAGAAUGUAUCUGUACAAGGGGAGUCACAGGAUAUGAACUUUGAGGACGUGUCCAUUGCCUUCUCUCAGGAGGAGUGGGGGCUCCUUGAUGAGGCUCAGAGACUUCUGUACUGCGAUGUGAUGCUGGAAGUAUUUGCAGUGGUAUCAUCUGAUAUGAACUUUGAGGAUGUGGCCAUUGGCUUCUCUCAGAAGGUGUGGGUCUCCUUGAUGAGGCUCAGAGACUUAUUUUAG